AUGGUCGGGUUGAAGAAGGCCAAGGGCAUCCUCCGGGAGCUUUCCAGCCCCAUCAGCACUUCAGCAGCUUCAAGGUCAACAUCCCGGACGGAAAGCAAUAACGGGAAAGCGGGAACGAUGGCCACCCCGUCUGCCAUUGCGGCGAAUGUUGCUUUCUCUCCGCUCCCUAGGAUCACCUCUGUGACCGGCAAUGGUUGGGAGAAGGACAACGCCCGCUUCUCAGCAGCACCACUUGUAGUGCCCGACCAUGAUCCCUCUGCAAGUCGAGUCUCGGAAUCUAAAAGGUCUGUGGCCCCUGGCCCAGCGGAACCGGAUCCCUUUGCAGACAGUAACUCGACCAAAGCCGGGAAUUCGGCCGCACAGAGUGGUGUGGACAUACAUGAACUCGAGGACAAAGCCUCCAGCACAAAGAUUUCCGAAGGCAUUGGUGGUCUGUUGAGGUCGUUCUCCACCAGACAUUCAAGGUCUGCCGCGCCUGCUCCUGCAGAACUGGACGGCAGCCAACCGAAGGCGACUCAUAAGCAGACGAGCGUGGCAGAGAUGGACGCUACCGGCGAUAGGAUACAGAGUCAAGGAGACGGCCAGGCUGGCAUGGUGAACCCCCGCCCGAAUAAGGCUGCCGACGAUGAGCUCUACCGGGUCGAUAAAGAAAUCCGAAAGGCCGCACACGGCGUGGUGGAUGAGGCUGAGCUAGAGGCCAUGUUCAAAAAGCGAGGUACCAGCGGUGCCUUCAAGCUUCUCCUCGAAAUGAUUGAGCCCGCACGGGACGCAGAGGAGCAUCUCGAUCGCGUCGAAGACAAGAUCCGCGCGGCCAUGAAGGGACAUGUACGGACCAUGGACGUCAAUGCCGAGAUCAGAAAGCGUGGUCCUGCGGGCGGCCUGCAACUUCUGCUGGACCAUUGGCAGUUGGCCCUCAAAUCCGAGCAGGCCUUGCGCCGCGUCGAGGAGAAAAUGCGAUCUACGAACCACGACAUUGGGUCAGCCGAUCUCGCCCAUGCUCAGAAGACCGGUGGUGCCGAGGCCAUGCUGGCACUGCUGGUGCAAGACUACCAAGCCAAAAAGUCCGCGUCCCUCGUGCUGGAGCGUGUCGCCGGGCAGAUCAAACGAGCGACGCCCCAGGCUGCUCGCAAGGACGUCGACACGGCCUUAAAGUCGAGGGAGGCGGGCGUGGAGAGUGCGUUCAGUAUCCUCGUGGGGGCCUACCAGCCUUUUGCCGACGCGUACAAAGAAUUGACUGCCAUCGAAGGCGAACUCAAACGCACUGCCCGCGAACUGGCGUGGACCCAGGAUGUGGACCUGAUCUUGACGAAAUCAGGCCCCGAGGGCGCUUUGAGGGUCCUGACCGAACAUCUUCAGGCAAAGACACAGACCCUGCGAACAUUGGAAGCACAGCACCUUGGUCUGCAGCAGAGUUGGAAGAAGCUGACGGCUGACAACCACGAGCUGAGACAGGAUCAAGCGCGCCAUCGGGCGAAUAUCGAUGGCUUGAAUGCCAGUUAUCAACGCAGAAUCGCCGAUCAAGACAAGAACUGGAAAGACACGCUGGAAAAGCAGCAGAAAGACUCCGCCGGUCGAGCACAGGUGGUAGAGCAGCGCCACCGUAGUGAGCUGGAAAGCCGAGACAAUAGCCACCGAAAUGAGAUUGCAUCAUGGCGGGCCGCCAUGCAGUCGGUCAAGGAAAAGCACGAGAUCGAACAGAAAGAAUUGAAGGCCGCUCUGGCCAACAAGGAGCAAGAGUACAAUACCAAGCUGGAUCGCAUGCGGGAAGAGUUUGAAGCGCGCGAAAAGGAGGCACGCAAGCGCGAGCUGGAGAGGAUCGAGGAAAUCCGCCUCGAGGCCGAGGAGCUGAAGGGCGAGCUGGUCAGGAGAGAGCACUUCAAGGGACUCUCCGACCCGGAGAUAUGCAACCGGUUCAAGAAGCUGGCCCAGGAGGUGAACAGCUUCUCGCGCAUCCAGUGGGAAAAGAAGAAGGAACCCCGCUGGCCUGUGCAGGAGAAUGCACUGCGGCGGUCUGAGAAUCCUCGGAAGCUGAAGCAGCAGAUCGUCCAAAGCACUAUCUGGAUGAUCCUGAAGGAGAGGCUCUUCCACUCACCCUUUGGUGUUCUCGGUGACGAAGGCCAACGCAUCCACCGCGAAUGGACGAGCGAGUUUGGUGAAGACUCAAGCUCCGAACUGCCUCGCUGGCCCGAAGCCACGGAGGAAUCCGAGGCGUGGCGGUUCGAACGCAUCAAAGAGUACUGGGACCCGUCGAAGAAGAUCACCUCCGACUCGGAAGCGUCGCGGCGGCUGAAGCCCACAUACGACCAAAGUGUGGCAGCCGCCGUGGACGACAUCGGCAAAGCGGUCGACACCAUCUCGACGCUGUCGUCGCACGAUCUGCAGUUGAUCCGUGAAUUCGUCGAGCUCGCCGCCACCUUCUGGCUAGACGUCACGGCCCAGAAGUGUCGCGUGUACCUGAUUUUCCCAGCUGAGGGUUCCAGCGCACUCGUGCAGCGUAAGCCGACCACCGCCACGGUUGAUCUGGUGAUUCAGCCCGAGGUACGCCGGCGAGGAAACGCCCAGGGCCAGCGGUUCGUCAAGGAGCAGGUCAUCACGGGCUGUGAGGGCGAAAAGACCCGGUUCUAG
This is a messenger RNA of Fonsecaea erecta, 2625 nucleotides long. RefSeq lists its product as hypothetical. Bases 1 to 2625 code for a protein of 874 amino acids. Lineage: Eukaryota; Fungi; Ascomycota; Eurotiomycetes; Chaetothyriales; Herpotrichiellaceae. The record is from RefSeq and is a predicted model, not a curated record. The transcript has 2 exons.